Seminavis robusta is the source of this 582-nucleotide messenger RNA. NCBI's taxonomy places the organism in Eukaryota, Bacillariophyta, Bacillariophyceae, Naviculales, Naviculaceae. The record is from the annotation of a GenBank genome assembly.
AUGUCGGACUCGGACUCUGAACCAGACUACCCAGUUGAAUUCUACAACAAAGAAAUGUUGCUCCAUCUCUUCUUUGAUGACCAGCAUGACAGUCACACCCCCAUGGCCACUCUCAUCCAAAAGAAGAUCAAGCCGCUCACUGAGAAGGCUCAGAAGUGGCUCGCCCGUGAGGUCAACAGGUCCAUCAUGAUGGGCAAGGACUGCACUCUUGUCUCCACCAUUGGCGGGAAGUAUUAUUGGGUGGCUGAUGAGUUUAAAGAGUGGGCGAAAAAGCUGGCUCUCCAUUAUGGCGUCCUCCGUGUUGUUUCUUCUUCCAACAACUGCAUUGUGCUUCUCACCAAAAAGGAAACUGUUGUCACCAUCCUCAUCUAUGGAAACAACAGGUUUGAUCUCCACAAGCCCGCUCCCAAGGUCAUCGAGGCUCCCAAGAAGAAGGCUGCUCCAGCGAAGAGGACUACUCCACAUCCGAAGAAGAGGUUUGCUUCGAAGCGCAUUGAGGAUGAGGAUAGUUUCGAGGAAGACUAUGAACUCUCCCAGCAGAUCACCCCCCUCAAGGCCUUCUACAACCGUAAAGGCAAGUAG